Molecule: messenger RNA, 444 nt
Organism: Suillus fuscotomentosus
Lineage: Eukaryota; Fungi; Basidiomycota; Agaricomycetes; Boletales; Suillaceae
Product: ATPase
Exons: 3
Biological process (GO): proteasome-mediated ubiquitin-dependent protein catabolic process
Cellular component (GO): proteasome regulatory particle, base subcomplex
Molecular function (GO): proteasome-activating activity; ATP binding; ATP hydrolysis activity
Source: RefSeq, a predicted model, not a curated record
CAGGAGUCCGUCAAACUCUCGCUAACACAUCCGGAGCUAUAUGAGGAGAUGGGAAUUAAGGCCAUCCUUUACGGGGUUGCCAGAACAGGAAAAACCCUCUUUGCCAAGGCAGUCACAAAGCAAACAUCCGCAACAUUCUUGUGCAUGGUCGGUUCUGAGCUUAUUCAGAAGUAUCUUGAUGAUGGUCCAAGCUUCUUGUUCGCUUCCAAGCUUGUUCGCGCACCCUUUUGCGUAGCUGAAGGACAUGCCCCAAGUAUUGUCUUCAUAGACGAAAUCGACGCUAUAGGUACCAAACGGUAUGAUUCAACAUCAGGUGGCGACCAUGAAAUUCAGAGAACAAUCUUUGAACUACUUAACCAGCUUGAUGGCUUCGACACUCGUGGCUACAUCAAGGUUAUCAUGGCCACAAAUAAGAUUGAGACGCUAGAUCCCGCACUUAUCUGA